AGUACGAUGACAAAAGUGACAAAGUGAAAGAAGUUUGAAAAUUAAAAUAGACAACGAGCUUAGAAGAUCAACUCUUACUGCUAAGGUAAAUUUAAGGUGAACAUACAUGUACCAGGGUACAGCACUAAAUAUUGUAAAAAAAUGAUGAAAGUAAAAUCUGAACCUGUAGAAGUUGAUGAGAACGUGUCAGAAAACCAGCAGGAAGAUAUUUAUACACCUUGCACUAGUUUUAAUUCAAAGACAAUAAAAGCUGAGCUUAUUAUCGAAAGUGAAGAGGAAAAUACAACCAAACUGCAGUACCAACAGUCAGAGUCAAACAACAAAAACAACACUUUUGACCAAGAUUUAGCUAGUGACGAUAAAGUGAAGACUGGUAACCAAGGUGAUGAGAAUACUGCUGAUCUACACAAACAUCAACACACACAAACAAAUAUGGUUACUUUGACAACUAGGACACAAGAUUUAGCUAGUGACGAUAAAGUGAAGACUGGUAACCAAGGUGAUGAGAAUACUGCUGAUCUACACAAACAUCAACACACACAAACAAAUAUGGUUACUUUGACAACUAGGACAGAAGGUAAAAUGAUCAUUGUUGGCUAUACACAAACAGACUCUGAAAAUAGUAGUUGUUCAUACAAGGACAAAAUUCAGCAUCCGACUACAUGUCAGUCCUGUGGCCUGGACUCUGCACAGAAUAUGGAUAUAACUGUCAAAACUGAGAUUGGGUCGACCACAUGCCAGUCCUGCGGUAGAUUGAAUAAUUGUACUUCACUAACACAAAAUAAAAUUGAAGAAGAUUUAAAGGCAAAGUUUAUCUGUUCUGAUUGUGGAAAGGUAUAUUCGAGAAGAUAUUCUCUUGUCAGACAUUUACUGUCUCAUUCAGGAGAUAAAGCCUCAGUGUGUGGAGUAUGUGGUCGAGGAUAUUCUUCAUUUGUAAAUUUUGAAGCUCAUCUUAAAACUCAUAUGGCUGAAAUCAACGUUUCUGAUUUCACAAAAGAAAAAAAUAGUUUAGUAAACUACGAUGAUCAAGCUAGUUCAAUAUUAAGGCAAAGAGGAACUCACAAAGGCAAAAAAACAUUCCAAUGUGAAAUCUGCAAUAAAACAUUUGCUCAAGGUAGAGACUUCAAGCGACACAAUAUAAUUCAUGCAGGUGAUAGGCCACAUGGAUGUGAAACAUGUGGUAAGACUUUUGUAAUGAGUUCAGACCUAAAAAGUCAUCAGCGAACCCAUUCAGGGGAUAAACCUCAUGCAUGUGAAAUAUGCAAGAAACGAUUUGCCCGGCGUGACGUGUUGAAAAUUCACACGAUGAUGCACAGCGGGGAAAGACCACAUGAAUGCCAAGUUUGUGGUAAAAGAUUUAUAAAGAAAGCAUCCUUAAAGUUGCACACUCAGACACACUCGGGUGUUAAACAGCACGAAUGUAAAAUCUGUGGUAAAUUUUUUGGUCGGAGCACAGAUUUGAAAUACCACAUGCGAACACAUACAGGAGAAAAACCAUAUCAGUGUCAAAUAUGUGGUCUACAAUUUGCCAUGGGAGUUUAUUUAAAAACUCACGCUUUGAAACAUAGUGGUGAAAUACCCUAUGAAUGUCGGAUAUGCGAUAAGAAGUUUGUUAAGAAAAUAUCGCUAGAAACCCAUAACCUAACACAUACCGGUGAAGAACCUCAUGAAUGUCAAACAUGCGGAAAGCGGUUCCCAAGUCAAUCUUCCUUAAAGAAGCACAGUUUGAUACACCUGGACGACAAACCACACCAAUGUGAAUGGUGUGGUAAAUCAUUUGCUCAGGCCGGCACUUUGAAAUCACAUAUUAUUGAAACUCAUAUGGGUUUGAAACCUUUUGCUUGUCAUUUAUGUGGUAAAACAUUUGCAAGACGAACAACUUUGAAAACACAUGGUCUAACGCAUUUCGAUAUAAAAUCACACGAAUGUCAAUUGUGUGGAAAAGGAUUUUCUAGGAGGUCAGAUUUAAGGAGGCACGAAAAAACACAUAUUUCUGGAAAACGGAAUAAACUGACUGACAGUGAACUCAUACAUGAUGAGGACAUAACCAAGGACUAGAUACGAUAAGGUAACCCUGUAUCUGCAUGCUACUCUCCAGACAGGGUUAUAGUUCUCUCAAUAGACCACUUUCGAGUUAUGUCAUUAACUGGAUAAGUUCGUCAAUUAUGUGUGCCUUUACAACGUCAUUUACCAGAUAGAGAGGACAGCCUGUAUCCCUGCACUAUUAAAGUUCAUCAAGCGUCUUCGUGAUCGUCAUUAUGCAGGAUAAACUAGAAAUAAUGCUUGUUCCGUAGGUAUUUAAUCACAGUUCCUUAAUGACAGCAGUGCUGAUGAUCAAUUAUAUGAAUUUAAUUUGCCAAAUAAUUUGUACAAUACACAUUUUUUCAACCGCGCGCUCAACAUGGGAAGGGAGUGACGAUUUUCCUAAAUGCAUGAAUGAUGUUCACUUAAACCGAAAAUUUUGACAGAAAUGCAACGAACUCGAAAGUGGUCUAUUGAGCAAACAUGAAUUUGUUAUUUCAGGAAAAUAAUGUAGUUUCAUCCCAUGAAACAUGUGAAAUGAAAAACAAUAAAGAAUAAAUGUAUUAUACUUUCUCCUCAAGAGAACUUAUUUUAUGUAACUCGAUUCAAUUAUUAUACACUUCUCUCUUAAGAGGCUAAUAUUGUACUAUAAUAUUCAAAAUAUACAUUUUACAUCUUAAUUUGAUUUACACUUAAAUCUUACAUUUU
Mytilus californianus (California mussel) is the source of this 2730-nucleotide messenger RNA. RefSeq names its product zinc finger protein ZFP2-like. NCBI's taxonomy places the organism in Eukaryota, Metazoa, Mollusca, Bivalvia, Mytilida, Mytilidae. The record is from RefSeq and is a predicted model, not a curated record. The coding region runs from base 142 to 2058 and encodes 638 amino acids. The transcript is spliced from 4 exons.